Molecule: messenger RNA, 1041 nt
Organism: Penicillium maclennaniae
Lineage: Eukaryota; Fungi; Ascomycota; Eurotiomycetes; Eurotiales; Aspergillaceae
Product: protein GET4
Exons: 4
Coding region: 1-1041 (346 amino acids)
Biological process (GO): protein insertion into ER membrane
Cellular component (GO): cytosol; TRC complex
Molecular function (GO): protein binding
Source: RefSeq, a predicted model, not a curated record
AUGUCUUCUCGCAUCGAAAAAACGAUCGCCCGGCAGCGCGAAAAGAUCGCGGAUGGCGCCUACUAUGAAGCUCACCAGCAGCUUCGCACCAUCGCCGUGCGAUACAUCAAGGCAUCCAACUACAAUGCGGCGGCGGAACUUCUUGCGGGCGGUGCCACGGCUCUGUUGAAAGCUGGUGCUCAGCAGGGUGCCUCGGCCAGUGGCGGUGACUUGGCGAUCAUGUUGAUCACUGAGGUCUAUAACAAGGCAGAGUGGGAGAUCUCUGGUGGGAAUGAUGAUACCGAGGGCCGUGCUAGGAAGAAGUGUUUGAUUGAGCUCUUGCGUGAGUUUCCAUCCGACGAACCUACCAGGAAGAGAUUCAUUCAGGAAAUGAUUGGGUGGAGUUCACGGUAUGGACCGCUGGAGCGAGGAGACCCAGAUCUGCAUCACGCUGCUGGUUCAGUCUACGCGGAAGAUAACGAGCCAUACGAUGCCGAGAAGCACCUCAUCCUAGGAACAUCCGAGUCGGCGGAGACCCUCGCGAAACUUGAGUACGAGUGGUACACUCACGAUGACCCGCACACUGCGGCCAUCUAUGCCUCGCGCGCGGUCAUUCCAUACCUCCUUACCGGCAACCUCCGCAGCGCCAAUAAGGCCAUGCUCAUCUUCAUCUCUCGACUGUCAGCCGCCAACCCAUCUCUCGGCGUGCAAGACGUGAGCAGCUCCAACUCCGACGUUCGGGUCUUCCCUGCUCUUCCAUUGCUCAACUUCCUCAACAUGCUGCUCCUGACCAUCCAGCGGGGUAGUGCCGAUCUCUUCCGCCAACUCACUGCGCACUAUGCGACACAGAUCAAGGAGGUAGGCAUUUGGGACGAUGCUCUGGCCCAGAUUGGUGAACAGUACUUCGACAUCAAGAUCCCAAAGCAGGGUAACCCUUUGUUGGACAUGAUGGGCAGCAUGUUGUUCGGUGGCGGUGGCCAGGACAACGCUGGUGGAAGGAGGGCACCGUCCAGGACUAAGAAGGUUGAGGCGGCGCCGCCAUCAAGCAUGGAGCUUGACUAG